AAGUGACGUUUGCGUUAACUCGCGCGAUUGCUGAACUGUAUGAAUUGGCACGUGUCGUAAAGCCUUACCGUACUCUGAGAUGUAUGUAGGACCAAGAUGAAGUUGCGCAUUCCCGACAUACUCGAUACUGUUGAAUUUCCGCCCCAUUUUACUUCCUUUCCCUCUGGUCUUAACAUUCGAAGUCUCGCAUCUCAAUCUAUGAAUUUGGUCAACGUCAUAUACUCCAGACCCAGAAUAGCAAGGAAUGAAAUUAAAGGACUUGCCAAAGCACGAAUUGCUUAUGUUUCUCGCACACAGCCACUUCCUGUUGGGUCCAUUUCCCACAAACACCGUUAAUUUUCGAUUAACUUGUACGCUCGGUUACAGUCCGUGAAGUACUUUAACUUUCCGUAGGAUGAUGACAGCCAAGAGCCCGGGUACGCCCCGCUCUAUACCUAUUUUGCUUUACGUCUUAGAUAUAUGUCUGUCUGUCUAUAGAACAAUAACUAGGAUCUUCGCCCUUCUUGAGAUGCACAAAGAAUAGAAAAUAUUAAUCAUUUCAAAAUGAAUGGUCAUCGUAAAACGGCCACGCUUCUAGCUAUUGCUCAGAUUCUCAUGCUCGUAACGGGCGUACGCGGGGAUUGCUAUGCACUCUCAGGUAUUACCGCCCUGAGUGCACCAGCGUACAAUGGGCCUGAACUCGUAUCGUGUGGCAGAGGAACAAACAAUUGCUGUAUGCGCGGUCAACAAUGCGGUUCAAACCUGCUCUGCCUUGGAAAUGGCAAAGUCAGUCGGGAGUACUGCGCAGAUCGUGAUUGGAAAGGUUGCUCGCCUUUAUGUCCCAAAGGGUUCAAUGCUGGCUACGGAAUGCGCAAAUGCGGCAUGAACCGCUACUGCUGCAGCGAAGACUGCAAUUGCGAUAAAGAUCAAGUAUUCCAUAUCGACCCACUCACCGGUGCAGUGGCGAAUGCGACGGAUGUGCAGGAGAAUCUUAAAGAAGAUGUACCAGAGUGGUGGGAGGUGGACAGUUCAGCGAUGUUGUCGCCGACUCCAACACCUACACCCGCAGCGAAUUCAACAUCGUCCACACCACCAGAAAUCACGCCACCGGUGACUCCCAGCAGCGCGACCAGCUCUUCCGAAUCUUCUGGUGCGCCCAAUGCGUCCGCUCCAGCACCUUCUACAUCUCCCGCUGGAUCCCCAACGGCUGCGCCUUCUUCGGGACUUUCUGGAGCCGCUGGGGUGGGGAUCGGUCUAGGUGCUGCAGCUGCUGUCGCAUGCUUGGCUGGGAUGAUUGGGUUGCUUGUUUCGCGGCGGAAGAAGCGGAUGGAGCGCGCGAAACCGCAGUCUUCGUCUUCGACUUUACGUGGAAGUUCUUUUGGGGAUAAGAUUUACCCUCUUCAUGAUCCGUCGAAGUUGCAUGAGAUGGAUGGAGUGUGGCCUGAGUAUGAGAUUGGGGGGAGACAGUUGCCGGUUCCGAAACAUGAGAUUGAUGGGACGCAGUUGUCGCAGGAGGCGAUUGCGAAGAGGACGUAUCUUAGGGUGUGA
Messenger RNA from Periconia digitata, 1527 nucleotides. The record is from the annotation of a GenBank genome assembly. Lineage: Eukaryota; Fungi; Ascomycota; Dothideomycetes; Pleosporales; Periconiaceae.